AUGUACAGAUGGAUUGUACAUGGGAAUCUACAUGUAGAUGAAUUACAGAUACCAAGCAGAUAUUUGAGCAGCGCAGUGAAAUUCAUGUCUUCUAGGGCAAUGGCUUCCAAAACUCCAGUUGGAUUUAUUGGUUUGGGAAACAUGGGAAAUCCAAUGGCAAAAAACCUUGUGAAACAUGGUUACCCCAUUAUCGCAUGUGAUGUAUUUCCAGAAGCAUGUAAGGAAUUUCAAGAGCUGGGUACCCAGGUGGGUGAGUCUCCAGCAGAUGUAGCAGAUAAAGCAGAUAGGAUUAUUACAAUGCUUCCAUCUAAUCCUAAUGCAAUAGAAGUUUACAUAGGUACCAAUGGAAUUCUCAAGAAAGUGAAGAAAGGUUCUCUGUUAAUAGAUUCCAGUACUAUUGAUCCGGAAGUUUCAAAAGAACUAGCUAAAGAAGCUGAAAAAAUGGGAGCUGUUUUUAUGGAUGCCCCUGUUUCUGGUGGUGUUGGAGCUGCUCGUGCAGGAAAUCUUACCUUCAUGGUCGGGGGAGUAGAGCAGGAAUUUGAUGCUGCAAAAGAGCUGCUCACAUGUAUGGGUUCCAAUGUGGUCUAUUGUGGAGAAGUUGGAACUGGACAGGCUGCAAAAAUCUGCAAUAAUAUGCUGCUAGCCAUCAGUAUGAUUGGAACUGCUGAGACCAUGAAUCUUGGAAUCAGGUUAGGGCUUGACCCAAAGCUUCUGGCCAAAAUCUUAAAUAUGAGUUCAGGCCGUUGUUGGUCAAGUGAUACAUACAACCCUGUGCCAGGAGUAAUGGAAGGGGUACCUUCUGCUAAUAAUUAUCAAGGUGGCUUUGGAACAACCCUUAUGGCUAAGGAUCUUGGCUUGGCCCAGAUUUCUGCUACCAACACCAAGUCUCCAGUCCCACUUGGAUCACUAGCCCAUCAGAUUUACAGGAUCAUGUGUGCCAAGGGCUAUGCCCAAAAAGAUUUCUCAUCUGUAUUCCAGUUUUUACGGGAAGAAAACUUGUGAACUCUCUAUUGACUUUUAACUAGAGACAUUGUGAAAAAGACAUGUAUUUAGAGCCUCUUUCAGAUUAAUCAAAUACAUGAGUUUAAUCAAAGAUCAUGAAUCAUGAUCUCACCCACUUCUGUAUUCUAAUGUCACAGCUAACUCCAAGAUUUCUUAUCUACCGUGUUUCCCCGAAAAUAAGAACCCUGUCUUAUAUUUUUUUUUGAACCCUGAAAUAAGCGCUUGGCUUUAUUGACAUGCACUCAAAAGCCCGAUUGGGCUUAUUAUCAGGGGAUGUCUUAUUUUGGGGAAAACAUGGUAUCAUUUCAAAUACUGUGGAAUUUUUUUUAUAAUUUAUAUAUAGCUUACUUUUUAAGAAGUGCAGUAGUAGAAUUUAAAGAAAACCCAGUAUAUUUGUAUUUACAUACAUACUUCCAAAUGACGGUUUUCCAAACUUGUUAUCUCCAGAUGUGAUGGAUUUUAAGUUGGAUUGCAAAAUUGACAUGGUUGGGAAAAAAUUUCUGAACUGUACAAGUAUAACAGUUUAAAGAGAUCCUGAACUUUCUAAAUAAUAUUUUAAUUUACUUUUAAAACAAAAUUAUUACAAUGAAGAAUUAAUGAUAAAAAUUUAUAUUAAUUAACAAUUGCAAUUUAUUUGAAAUCUGAUGCUUAUGGUUUUGGAAAAUCAUAGUAAAAAUAACAGAGAGCUGCAUGUUUAACAUUUUUUUCCUCAGUAGCCUAAUUUUAUAAAUUUUUAAUUUUCUCAACUUUUCAACAGAUUCAUGCCUACUUCGUUUACUGACAUGCAGAUAUCUUGGUAUUGUUAUAAAUCUAAAUAAAUAAAUCCUUUGAAAUUUAUGAUAAUGAUCACAAGAAGAAAUAUAUGGGCUUAUAGUGAGGGGGGGUAUUCUCUUGCUUUUGUUAUGAUCAGAUUCUAUGCAUAGUCAUACCAAUAAAAAUGCAUUUUGAAAAAUAUAUAAGAGAAUUAAGUCUUGCAUAAAAAAGAGGACAUAGUGUAAAAGGUCUGUAGGUUGGUAUGUUCAUUAAAUUUCCAUUCUUGUUUGUUAAGAAUGCAGUCUACAACUAUUAAAAUGAAUAACCACAAUACAGAAUAUAUAAAACCAUUAAUCUCCUGGUAUCAUAAACAGAGCUUGUGACCAUUCUUCCUUAUUCUUACAGUAAUUCUUGAAACUUUGCAUGAAGAGAAAUAAUAAACAUUAAUCAGAAUUGCCUGAUCACCAUAGCUUUUAACAGGGCAAUUGAUCAACCUACAAAUUAUGAACAUUCCUAUAAAAAGGUAAUGGAUUACCAACUGAAUUGGAUCACUUUGGAACAUGUUCUUCUUUUUUGUUACUAUGAUCUAUUAAAUCCUAGAACUGAAGCAAUAUAAUUUUUAAUAAUACUUUUUAUAAUUAGCUAUAAUCAUAUAACUGAUUUCAGAUCACUCUUUUGAAGGUUUAAGUGUGGUCAAAAUGAACAAUACGGCAGCAGAAAAAAUGCUGGGUGAUUUAAAAUAUAGAAUCAAAAAGACUGAAGAAAGUUCCCUGCUGGUUCUGUAGAUCUGAUGAUAGGGCAGAUGUGAUACCGAUAGCACAUAAACACAUGGAGCAUUCUGGAAAGUAAGCAGUCAAAAUGUUCCAACUAAGAAUACUGGAAAUGUGAAAUGGAUGAAGCUUCCAUUUUUAUAGACAAGGCUAUUGGGGGAAAAUACAGCCUGUUAAAUAAAGGUACUUAGGAUAGGGAUACAAGACUUCUUCUUCAUUGAAUGGCUUCCUUGCUGGGUUUGGACUACUGGAUUUUGUUUCCCAAGCACGACAUGGAAUUGUUUCUGUUUUGUUUUGUUUUACAAUUAGGUAUUCUACACAAUCAGCUUUGAAUGUGAAGUAAAUUUUAAGUGCUUGAUUUUCUACAGUGAUACAAUAAAAUAAUAAUAAUACAAAUCCCAUAGUAGAUUAGGAGUCUGUCUUCUUCCAGUCAACAUCUUCCAACUCUUCCAGAGUCUAAAAAAAUUCCAAAGCCUUUUUGGUGGAAUAGAGCCAGAAAAAAUCCUGAUAUAGUAUUACUAUUUCAUUAAAAGGAAUGGCUAUGAAAGCUUGUUGGGAUAAUUGCAGUUAGUUACAUAGGAUAGAUUUUGCUGCUAAACAGUUUAAUAUGAAAAAGUGCACUAUUAUGAUGUCCCCCAAAUAAGUAAAUCAAGAUGUUUACUCACAUAAAUUUCUUUGAGUUCUUUUCCAUGUUUCCAUCCUAGGUCAAUACAUAAAAUUGCAUGAUUUAGUAACUGAAAUAUCAUCAGUUUUGUGGCAAUAGCUUCUAUUGAAAGAAAACAAAGGUGGACAAAAACAGAAAAUACCCAAAUAUUAAGUGUUGAUAUAUGAACACUAACUAAUGCUAGGACAAAAAUGGUAUUUCAGUGUUUUGCCUAGUAUAACAUCACACAAUGGUCCUAUAGGCAGAAUUAUGGAGGAGUGGGAUAUGUCAAUUUUCCCCCUUGCCAAUACUUAAUUAUGGAAGUUUGUGCAGGUAGCAGUUUCAAAUAAAUCAGAUGAUAAAAAUCAGGAUAAAGUAUUCUGUUGGCUAGUAGUCACUUUCAGAAAAAUGGAACUGUAACCCAUAAUUUAAAGCAACACUAUUGUUUUGAGCAGGAUAGUGGUUGCAGGUUAUGUAAAUUAUUAUGUUAAAUAUCUAGAGAUGCUAUCUUGCUUAUCCCAGUGUAGAGAAUAUGGUUUAUUUCCGUCUGUGAAGUUUUAUAAAUUUUGUGAGCAAUAAGUUUCUGAAGUGGUUUGCUUUUCUUUUUUUUAAAGCAUGCCAUAUUAUAAAAAUGUGUAUUAGAUGAUUUUCAUCUCUUAACAGUUAGCUUCUUGAAACCCAAACUAAAUUGUGAAAUUAGUACUUAAAAUAGCUAUCACUCAGAAAAUAGAUUAUUUACUGUAAUAGAUUUAUCACUCCUGUGUCUGAUUUUAUAAUUUAUCAUAAAUUGUAUUAUAACAACAGAAGCACAUGAUUUAUUAAAUACAUAAAAGAUAUUGAAGGUUUCAAAUCUCAGUCCUUGUUUCUGCAAUUUCUUUAA
Ahaetulla prasina is the source of this 4048-nucleotide messenger RNA. RefSeq names its product 3-hydroxyisobutyrate dehydrogenase (gene HIBADH). Gene Ontology annotation, biological process: L-valine catabolic process. Bases 1 to 1002 code for a protein of 333 amino acids. Gene Ontology annotation, cellular component: mitochondrion. The record is from RefSeq and is a predicted model, not a curated record. Gene Ontology annotation, molecular function: NAD binding; 3-hydroxyisobutyrate dehydrogenase activity; NADP binding. Lineage: Eukaryota; Metazoa; Chordata; Lepidosauria; Squamata; Colubridae. The transcript has 8 exons.